Messenger RNA from Trifolium pratense (red clover), 735 nucleotides. Its product is annotated as 50S ribosomal protein L18. Gene Ontology annotation, cellular component: ribosome. Gene Ontology annotation, molecular function: 5S rRNA binding; structural constituent of ribosome. The record is from RefSeq and is a predicted model, not a curated record. Lineage: Eukaryota; Viridiplantae; Streptophyta; Magnoliopsida; Fabales; Fabaceae. Gene Ontology annotation, biological process: translation. The coding region runs from base 64 to 654 and encodes 196 amino acids. The transcript is spliced from 2 exons.
AGUAAUCGGACAAUAAAGAGAAGAAAAGAAACGGAUAGCUAAGAAAAGGAGUGAGAAGAAGAAAUGAUAACAAGCUGUGUUGGUUUGGCACCAUCACCACCACCACCGUCGUCAAUCUGUUGCGGCGAGACUAACCUACUGCGCCGGCACCGGCAUCGGCAUCAUCAAUCUUCAUCUUCACUUUCGUUUUCACGUUCAUUUCCUUCUUUACCAAUCUCAACAACCACUCUCUCUCCCAUAAACCAUACCAAUCCCAAAGGUUCUAUCAUUCGAUCUGCUUGGACCCGAAGAUCUCGAGGUGAAGCUGAAAAGAGACCCAACAGGAAAUCAUGGAAGCGGAGAACAGAUAUGUACAUGAGACCAUUCUUAUUAGACAUUUUCUUUUCAAAGAAAUUCAUUCACGCCAAAUUGACGCACCGAGGAACAAGUAAAGUAAUAUGUGCUGCUACCACAAAUGCCAAGGAUCUUCGAAACUCUCUUCCGUCAUUGAUAGAUCCCGAUGCUUGUAGAAUAAUUGGAAAGCUUAUAGCAGAGCGAUCAAAGGAAGCUGAUGUAUAUGCUAUGGCAUACGAACCGAGAAAGAAUGAAAGGAUUGAAGGUAGACUAGGAAUCAUCCUUGAUACAGUUAAAGAAAAUGGGAUUAUCUUUAUUUGAGCUCAUCCCUAUUAACUUAUGUUGUUAUAGAUAUAGACUUAUUGUAUGUGUUCUUACAAAUUUUAUUUAGUUGUUUUUGCA